AUGCCCCCUCCCAAAGAGGAGACGCUGACGCUGAAUGAGCAGACGAUGAACGUCUUCAAGAAGAAGGGCUACACCAUUCAGAAGAAACUGAGUGAGGGCGCCUUUGGUCAGGUCUUCAAGGGCACCUACACCAAGACGGAGCAGGACGUCGCCAUCAAGGUAAUGUUUCUCGAAAAACUGGACGCCGGCUACAAGGACAAGUUCUGGCCGCGGGAGCUGGAGGCGCUGAUCAGCAUUCGUCAUGAACACGUGAUCAGCAUUUUUGACAUCAUCAAAGCCGAUGGGAAGCUAUUCAUCUUUAUGGAAUACGCCAACGGGGGCGACCUGGCCGAUUACCUGAAGAAGAAUGGCGCCAUGCCGGAGACCAUCGCCUGCUACUGGUUCACGCAGGCGACACAGGCGCUGGCGUACAUGCACGACAAGGUGGGCAUGGCGCAUCGAGACAUCAAAAUCGACAAUCUGCUGCUGCACAACCACAAGGUGAAGGUGACGGACUUUGGCUUUGCCCGCCAGGUGGUCAACAAAAAGGGCGAGGUCAUCCUCUCGGGGACCUUCUGCGGAACGCUGCCCUACCAGUCGCCGGAAAUAAUCGCCCAGAAGAUGUACGACCCAAUCAAGGCGGACUGCUGGGCAAUGGGCGUCACGCUGUUCUGCAUGCUGAACAACAAGUUCGUCUUUCACUACGACAACGAGGAGGAGAUGCUGAAGGAGCAGACCAGCGGGGCGGACUUUGUGAAAAGCCGCUACACCAGGAAGUUCCCCGCCGACCUGAGGGACCUGCAGGAGAAGCUACUUCACCCCAGCGAGGCGAAACGCCUCAGCAUGGCCCAGGCGCUGAAGCACCCGUGGAUUGUGCGCAAGGGCAA
Molecule: messenger RNA, 866 nt
Organism: Rhagoletis zephyria (snowberry fruit fly)
Lineage: Eukaryota; Metazoa; Arthropoda; Insecta; Diptera; Tephritidae
Source: RefSeq, a predicted model, not a curated record